CCCGCCCCCUCCGACCAGGAAGUUGCCAGCGCUGAGGCGAGAGCGGCGGGACGGUGGCCGCGCGGGGCCGGUGCCCUCCGAUGGCGGAGCGGGAGGAUGGCGCUGCUGGGCGGGCUGCUGGGCCGGCUGCUGUGGCUCUCCGGGCUCCGUAGGGGCCGCCAUGCCCCGGGGACCCAGGCCAUGGACCAGGACCGAGCGCUCGAGGUGUAUGAUAUAAUUCGAACUAUUCGGGACCCAGAGAAGCCCAACACUUUAGAAGAACUGGAAGUGGUAACAGAAAGCUGUGUUGAAGUACAUGAGAUAAAUGAAGAUGAAUAUCUGGUUAUAAUCAGGUUUACUCCAACAGUACCUCAUUGCUCUUUGGCUACUCUCAUUGGGCUUUGUUUACGAAUAAAACUUCAGAGAUGUUUGCCUUUUAAACACAAGUUGGAAAUCUACAUAUCAGAAGGUACGCAUUCCACUGAGGAAGACAUCAACAAGCAAAUAAAUGAUAAGGAGAGAGUAGCGGCUGCAAUGGAGAAUCCAAACUUGCGUGAAAUUGUGGAGCAGUGUGUCACAGAACCUGAUUAGCGGCUGCAGAAACCACAGAGCUAUGAUUGUUUUGAUACAUUUGUUUUAAUAUCUUUGUAAAACCUUAAGGCCUUGUGCUUAAUACUUGAGUUCUUUAUAUCUGCUGCAUGUUUUUUUAAGGGAAAUCAUUUAUAUAACAGAUUUAAAUUAUAAGGAGGUAAGUUGCAGGAUAUAAAAUUAAAUGAAGUGUGUAAUUUUAAGAAUUUGUAAUAUUUGGUGUUAACAGAGAAAUAUUUUAUUGAGUUAAGAGCCAGCUGUGUUGCCUUCUGAUGCACAUCGUGAUAUAAAACCAAUUUUGCAGGUUAAGUUUCCACUCUGUUCAAGUGGAACAUUUCAAUCACUACGCUGUAAAAACCCAUAAAUAAAUAUAGAUUCUUAUAAUGAAAAGCCA
Alligator mississippiensis (American alligator) is the source of this 961-nucleotide messenger RNA. RefSeq names its product cytosolic iron-sulfur assembly component 2A (gene CIAO2A). NCBI's taxonomy places the organism in Eukaryota, Metazoa, Chordata, Crocodylia, Alligatoridae. The record is from RefSeq and is a predicted model, not a curated record. Bases 97 to 570 code for a protein of 157 amino acids. The transcript is spliced from 5 exons.